Messenger RNA from Emiliania huxleyi CCMP1516, 1858 nucleotides. RefSeq lists its product as hypothetical. The record is from RefSeq and is a predicted model, not a curated record. NCBI's taxonomy places the organism in Eukaryota, Haptophyta, Isochrysidales, Noelaerhabdaceae. The transcript has 5 exons. Gene Ontology annotation, molecular function: hydrolase activity. The coding region runs from base 115 to 1500 and encodes 461 amino acids.
UCGACACCCUUCGAUCCAGGGCCAAGCGCGUUGGUCCGGUCGCUGUGUGGGCGGCGUGCUGCAGAGCGGCAGGACUCGAGCAGCGCGCGUCGAGGCGCCCCGGCGGCGGCGGCGAUGCCGCUGUCGCGCAGGGUGGCGUCGUGCGAGCGGCUGGCCGAGCUGCAGGCCGACUGCAUGGCGGACGACUUGCCGGUCGCGAAUCACAUGCUUUCCUGGACAGAGGAGGAGGCGGUGUACUAUUUUGAGUCGGGCGGACAGGAGCCGCCGGCCGAGCAGCGCGUGUACCCCAGGGUGUGGCUCACCUCGGACGUGCACACCGACCGGGCCGAGAACAUGGCGUGGCUCCGCUCGCUACCGCAGCACCCGGGCGAUGCGGUCGUCGUGGCGGGAGACGUGUCGCACCAGAUGGAGCAGCUGGAGGCGACGCUGCGCGCCUUCUCGGAGCGCUUCGCCCACGUCUUCUUCACAGCGGGCAACCACGACCUCUGGAUCACGCGCAACGACGGCGGCAUGGACUCGCUCGCAAAGCUCGACGCCAUCGACCGGCUCUGCGACCGGAUGGGCAACGUGCACUCGACGCCGCGGCUGCUGAGAGGGGACGGGUCGGGGGCGCACAAGCCCGGGCAGGGCCUGUGGGUCGUGCCUCUCGCCUCGUGGUACGACGACUCGCUCGACCUCACCCACUUCACUCCGUCGCUCAUCCACCGCGCCGGCGACAUGCGCGCCUUCACGUGGUCGGACUUUGCGCUCUGCAAGUGGCCGGCCGCGCUGCUGCGGCCGUCGGACACGAUGACGGGCCACUACCCGGCGGGCGUGGCGUGCAAGCUCGCGGAGAGGAACGAGCCCUCGGUCCGGGAGGUCAACGAGGCGCUCUGCGGAGCGGUCGGCGACGCGGUGCUCUCCUUCUCGCACUUUCUCCCGCGCGAGCAGACGCUGCCGGACUGGCUCGACCCCGCCGGCCUCUCCUUCUCUCCCGACUGGGUCUCACACCCCGCCGGAGGGACCGCAGUCAACUUCUCGCGCGUCGCAGGCUCGCGCCUCAUCGACGAGCAGCUCCGCCGGCUCACGGCGGGCGUGCAGCGGCCGCCCGACGGCGUCUGUCACGUGCACGCAUUCGGGCACAGCCACCGCCCAAAGGACUUCUCGCUCGACGGCGUGCGGUACGUCUCUCACCCGCUCGGCUACAGCAAGGAGCGGGUCAAGAGGCUCACGCCGGAGGUGCCGCACCUCAAGCUUGUGUGGGACGUGGACGGCGCAGUGCCGCCGCCACCACAGCCGCUCAUCCGCUACUGGGAGGAGCACGGCGGGUGCGGCGCCUAUGCGAGGCAGCUGCGACUGCAGCGGCAGCGGCAGCGCGAGCUGCAGCACGAGCGGAGGAGCGCGUCGCUCUCUCUGCCAUGCGUGCAGCAGGCGCUCGACCUGAGCCGGGCGCCCCACGACGAGGGCGACGAUUUGAGCGCGCUGCUCGCGCAGGGCGUCUCUUCGGAUGAGACGCCGUGAGGGUGCGGGAGGAGGCGACGAGCUACCCCAUGCUUCCGCAUGUUCCCCCCACACCCCCCACACCCCCAUGGACCUCGACUUCUCCCCAUGUGAGACAUGUGCUGCUCCCACCUCUCCCAUACCCCCUUCCCUGGCAUGAGAUCUGUGCAUGCACGCGGUUGGGUCUCGCGGGCUCUCUCCGUCUGCGGCGCGCUGGGUCCGAUCUGCCGUGCGCGACAAGUCGCAGAGGGCAGAGCUAGAGCUUUUGUGUGUGGGGCGGGACUGCCCGAUAUCUCGUUGUUCUUGCCCCUUGAACGAAGCUGAGGCCUUUCGCUCGCCAUUUUGCUAGUUAUAGCUGAGAUAAGAACGAAAACGAGCU